UGGGACACGUAGACUGUUUGCCAGAGCCAGUCAAGUCUAAAAUUCCAAGCACAUCCACCUCCCUCAAUUGGGAACCAACGGCUCUCCUCUAUAAAACACUUCCAAAGCCAAACCACCAUAACCAAGAAAAACAGGCAGUGAGCUCUCUCUCUCUCUCUCUCAUCUUUGAGCUUACAAGCUCUUCUUCUUCUCCAUCUUAGCACCCUUUCCAGGCUCAAUGAUGCUAUCAGUGACCCCUAAGAGUGGUGCUACUACACUCACACCAAGAAAAGUAACGCCAAGCCGCUUUUUCUUCCAAUCUACCAAAACCAACUCUUCUUCUUCAUAUUCACUUUCAAGCUCUUGCACUGCUUCAGCCCCUUCCCGCACCUUCUCUCUACUGAUGAUGGAAGAAAACAUCGCAAUUGCUGAAUCCAUCAUCACCAAAUGGGAUCCAAACUCUUCCUCAUACACCAAAAUCACUUUUCUGUUCCAGCAUAGCAGAAAAGAAGCCAAAGAGUUCCUCAAAUCCGUAAACUACUUGCGUAGUGCUAUGCAUGUUUUAGCUAAUGGAAACUUAUCCAGCAAGCUUGUACUUGCUCAAAAUCUAAUGCAAACAGCGAUGAAAAGGCUUGAAAAAGAGUUUUACCAGAUAUUGUCUGCAAACCGGGAUCACCUUGACCCUGAAUCGGUUUCAAGUCGAUCCUCAGGAUCAGCCAAAUUUUAUAAUGCAGAUGAGGCUGGAUCAGAAGACGAGAUGGAAAUUAUUGGUGAGUCAAUCACAGAGGUUGAGAGAGCCUCAGCAUUUGCCAUGUCAGACCUGAAGUCAAUAGCUGAUUGUAUGAUCAGUUCUGGCUAUGGUAUAGAGUGUGUGAAGAUAUACAAAAUUAUCCGGAAGUCAAUAGUGGAUGGAGGAUUGUUUCGCCUUGGAAUCCAACAGUUCAAAUCUCCACAAGUUCAUAAAAUGGAUCCGGAAGGACUAGAAAGCAUACUCAGGAACUGGAUGGAUGCUGUAAAGAUUGCUGUGAAAGCACUAUUUCGUGGAGAAAAAUAUCUCUGCGAUCAUGUGUUUUCAGCAUCUGAGAAUAUCAAAGAGUCAUGCUUCUAUGAGAUAACCAAAGAAGGAGCCACCACCCUAUUCAGAUUUCCUGAACUCAUUGUGAAGAACAAGAAAGGCCCAGAAAGAAUUUUCUGGCAACUGGAAAUCUAUGAAGCAGUCUCUGAUCUUUGGCCGGAGAUUGAAUCUAUAUUCGACUCUGAAUCAACCCAAGCUAUAAAGCUGCAAGCUCUUUCAUCAUGGCUCAAACUUUCAGAUUCUGUUCGGACCAUUCUUUCCGACUUCGAAUCAACAAUUCAAAAGGACUCAUCAAAGAUUCUAGUUUUCGGAGGCGGGAUUCACCCACUGACCCAAUCAGUGAUGAACUAUGUAUCUUCACUGGCAGAUUACUAUGGAGUUCUCUCUGAUAUCCUUGCUGACCAUCCACCACCAGGGAAUUCAUCAUUUCAAGAAUUCAAAAGCGUAGUGUCAGAUGACUGUUCAACACCAGAAGUGUCAGUCCACCUAGCUUGGCUCAUUUUAGUCCUUUUGUGCAAGCUUGACAUCAAAGCUGAGAUUUAUAAAGAUGUGUCUUUGUCAUAUCUCUUCCUUGCCAACAAUCUUCACUUCAUUGUUGAGAAGGUGAACAACACACCCAACCUGAAACUCCUCCUCGGUGAAGAUUGGGUAUCUGAACACAUGAAGAAGGUUAAACAGUAUGCUUCAAACUACGAAACCACAGCUUGGACAAAGGUGUUAUCAUCAUUACCAGAGAGGUCAGCAGACAUAUCUCCUGAAAUGGCAAAGGAGUGUUUUAGGAAGUUCAACACAGCGUUUGAAGAGGCAUAUAGGAAACAGACAUCCUGGAUUGUAGAGGAUAGGAAGUUGAGGGAUAACUUGAAGGUGUCAAUUUCACAGAAACUAGUACCAACCUAUCAAGAAUUUUACGACACAUACAUGGUGAUGCUAAGUGGGGAGAAAAAUAUGGAGUUGUUGGUAAGAAUUUCACCAAAUGACUUGGGGAAUUACUUGUCUGAUUUGUUCCACGGGACUUCCGCGUCAGUUAGUUCUACAACUUCAUCUUCAUUGGUGCCUUCUCAGAGAUGCUUCCCCAUCUAAAAUGAUGCAGUGCUAUGACAAUACAAACUGUACCAUUUUGAUGGCUGGUGCAUGAUACUGUGAGAA
Molecule: messenger RNA, 2200 nt
Organism: Prunus mume (Japanese apricot)
Lineage: Eukaryota; Viridiplantae; Streptophyta; Magnoliopsida; Rosales; Rosaceae
Source: RefSeq, a predicted model, not a curated record